This is a messenger RNA of Patella vulgata (common limpet), 324 nucleotides long. RefSeq lists its product as uncharacterized. Bases 1 to 324 code for a protein of 107 amino acids. The record is from RefSeq and is a predicted model, not a curated record. NCBI's taxonomy places the organism in Eukaryota, Metazoa, Mollusca, Gastropoda, Patellidae. The transcript is spliced from 3 exons.
AUGGCCCUGAAUUUGAAAAGGAACUUUCGAAACGUUCCUAUUUCAGACGCUACACCUGUCGCUAUCGUCUCCGUCGUCUUCACCGCCCUUUCGCUAAUUUGCCUGAUACUUGUCUUCGUCGUCUACUGCGUCUUCGAAUCGUUAAGGAUGUACGUUAAAAUGUCCUCGUUGACUGGUUUUACCUGGUUAAUUGGGUUUAUAGCUAUUAUUACCCAGUCUGAACCACUUAUAUACAUUUUUAUUGUUAUCAACGCAAGUCAAGGAGGUUUUCUUUUUCUUUCCUUUGUUUGCAAUGCUCGAGUUUUUGAACUUAUCAAAGGGUAA